AUGGACAAAAUUACCUCACAUAAAGCUGCGCCUGGAGAUGCGUGUGCCACUGAGGACCCAACUGCUCGUGCUGGUGUCAAGCACCCCUUGGAAAGCACCGCCUUUGGAUCUCUGGGAUGGUUUCUCAACGGCGUUUCACGCCCCAAAGAGCUCCCGGUGCCCGUCGCGGAGCGCCUUCGCCAGAAAAUCACCGAGUCGGACCCAACCAUCGAAGGUGUCACUAACGAGCGGCUCAUCCUGGUUCGCAAGGCCUUGGUCGAGAGUAAGACCGCAGUCGACUCCGGAUCUGCCUUUGUCUUCCUGGACGUGGCGAUUUCUGAGCUUAUGGAGAACAAGAAUGAGACUCCAGACUGCCUUCUCGCCCGCGCCGUCAGAGCUUUCAAAGACCUUCUCCAUGGAAACACUGUGGAUUGUAGGAGUAUCACAGAGGGCUAUGUCGAACUUGCAGCAUUCCGUGCGCAGUUCAGACAUGCGAACAACGAAAUCAUUCGGGCUUGCAAUGAGUAUCACGCUGCGGUCGAGGCGGGAGUGGAUAGAAAGGAGGCGAUGAUUGUGCAGGUCUCGAAGGCCUUUGAUCGGAUCGGAAUGGGUACUUUGCAUCUGCUUUGGGAUGAGGCGAAGGGAUUCUACCCCAAGGAGGAAGCUGCCAAGUUCGGAAGCUCCAUCACCUCGCUGGACCACUUUCAGGAGAUGAUCGAAGAUCUCAAGUUUCUCAACGAUGGUUACGACUAUGCUGACAAUGAGUCCGAAUGGGUGAAGGCCUAG
Molecule: messenger RNA, 765 nt
Organism: Aspergillus uvarum CBS 121591
Lineage: Eukaryota; Fungi; Ascomycota; Eurotiomycetes; Eurotiales; Aspergillaceae
Exons: 1
Coding region: 1-765 (254 amino acids)
Source: RefSeq, a predicted model, not a curated record